AUGCUACAUUCCUUUGGCAUCAAGAUCCAAGACUGCUCUGAUGCCCAACUUACGGCCAUUGAUGGGAGUGUAAGAUACCAAUGCUACAUUCCUUUGGCGUCAAGAUCUAAGACCGCGUUGUAUGACGCAAUCAAAAAAUGUUUUUGGUCGUAUAAUGCACGUGACUUCACGGUGGAAAAGAUUUAUUGCAAUGCGGAAUUCUGUCCGGUAUUUGAGCCUGUGAAAGAUGAACUUGAAGUUCACAUGAACUACGCCAGCAGAGGCAAACAUGAUCUGAAGGCAGAACAAAAUAACCAACAUUUGAAAGCGUUGUUUUGGGUUCACGUUCAUCGAAUCCCAUUCAAGGCGAUUCCGAAGAAGUUGACUGUGGCACUUAUACUGAGAGUUGUAAAAAUAUCCAACUACUACCCGGCAAAGGGGGGACUGUCUGAAUACUACAGCCCGCAUAUGAUUAUGCAUCAGCGAAUGGUUGAUGCCUCUAAACAAUUUGUUGCCGAGAUUGGUGCAUAUGUCCAUAGCUAUGGGCAUGAUACCAAGAACAAUAUGGCUGCUCGAAUGAUCGAGGGUGUCUACAUGGGACCCACUGACGAUAUUCAAGAAGGGCACCGUAUUUAUGAUCUGAAUACAAAGUGCAAGGCAUGGCGUACAAAGAUCAAGGUUCUUCCAAUGACUGAUCAAGUCAUCAAGAUCAUUGAAGAAGAUGCAAGAUUGGAAGGAGUGAUGGAACUACGCACCUAUUCCAAGUGA
Molecule: messenger RNA, 747 nt
Organism: Cylindrotheca closterium
Lineage: Eukaryota; Bacillariophyta; Bacillariophyceae; Bacillariales; Bacillariaceae
Source: the annotation of a GenBank genome assembly